Molecule: messenger RNA, 1300 nt
Organism: Myiozetetes cayanensis
Lineage: Eukaryota; Metazoa; Chordata; Aves; Passeriformes; Tyrannidae
Product: basic salivary proline-rich protein 2-like
Exons: 4
Coding region: 121-969 (282 amino acids)
Source: RefSeq, a predicted model, not a curated record
GGGGAAGGACCCCCCCAAUCGUCCCCCGUGGGGCGCUGGAGGUUCUGCAUCAACCAAACCAUCCGGAACCGGGAGGCCACUGGCCCCGGGGGACCCCCCGCAGCCCGCAGAGACGCGGGGAUGGCCCAGGGGGGCCCUGCGGACACGGCCCCGGAUCCUGGGGGGCCUCAGGGACAGGGGGCAACUGUCCCCAAACUCAGUGACCCGGGGGGGCCCCAGGGACAGGGAACAAGUGUCCCUGACCCAGGUGGCCCCCAGGGACAGGGGACAGUUGUCACUGUCCCCCAGGAGGUGGCUGAGCCAACGAUGAUGGUUCCUGAGCCCCAAGUGCUGGGGGUCCCCAGCCCCCCAGAACAGGAGGGUCCUGGACCCCCCGAUGGGACUGUCCCCAAAGCAGAGACCCCCAGCCCUGGGGACCUGGCACUGGGUGACCCCCAGGGACAGGGGGCAGUUGUCACCAGCCCUGGGGGACAGGAGGUACCCCCGGAGCCAGAGGUGCCCCCAGGACCCCCGGGGACCAUCGUCACAGGACCCCCAGGGGACGCUCCAGGACAGGGGACAGUUGUUACGGGACCCCCAGGCCCAGGGGACCCCCAAGGACGGGGGACAAUUGUUACCAGCGUUUGGGGUCAGGAGGGACCCCCGAAAUCAGAGGUGCUCCAGUGCCCCCCUGCCCGCCCCCCGCCCGGGGGGGCCUCGUUCCCGCUGGGGCUCUGCCCCCGCCUGCGCAGCCCCUCCAGGAAGGGGUGGGGGCGGCGCCUCAAGAGCUGGGCCCGGCGCCUGCGGCCCCCCCCGGCCGGUGGGGGAGACCCCAAGACAGAGGAGCCGGAGGAACUCGGGGACCCCCCCUGGGGGGAAAACUGCCAGGUGGGUGUUUGGGAACCCCCCCCCAGACUGCCCCAAAAACCCGCAGGGAUCCCAAAUCUGCCUCGGGACCCUAAAACUGCCCUACAACCCCCCCAAAACUAACCCAAGGGAUCCCAGAACUACCCCAGAGACCCUCCCAGAGUGCCCCAGGGACACCCAGACUGUCCCAAGGGACCUGGAACUGCCCCAGAGACCCCCCCAAACUGCCCAGGGACCCCCAAAAAUCCACAGGCCCCUCAAAGCUGCCCCUGGGACCCUGAAACUGCUCCACAGACCCCCCUCAAGGGACCUCAGAACCACCCCAGGGACCCCCAAACUUUCCCAAGGGACCUGCAACUGCCCCAGGUACCCCAAAUCUGCCCCUGGGACCCUAAAAUUUCCCCUGGGACCCCAAAUUACCCCCAGAGCCCCCUCAAAGCCCCCUCCUCACCCC